Drosophila virilis is the source of this 1993-nucleotide messenger RNA. RefSeq names its product VAMP-associated protein 33kDa (gene Vap33). Gene Ontology annotation, molecular function: FFAT motif binding. Gene Ontology annotation, biological process: endoplasmic reticulum membrane organization. The record is from RefSeq and is a predicted model, not a curated record. NCBI's taxonomy places the organism in Eukaryota, Metazoa, Arthropoda, Insecta, Diptera, Drosophilidae. Gene Ontology annotation, cellular component: plasma membrane; endoplasmic reticulum membrane.
UAUGGUUGACGCAUGCGUCUGACGUACAUAUGUAUGACGGCGGUGACUGAAUUUUUUUUUUGCAUACGAAAAAUUCGCUGCUAAAAGUACGAACCUAAAGUGCGUGUAAUUAACGAAAGUCAGUUUGAAAGCGAAACGUAUUAAUCCAAUUGCACAUUGGCGGCUCGAGUAAAUUGCAAACAACACGUUGAUCGUCAGUUUUUGCACGGAACAACCUCGUGUAUUUAAUUUUUUUGCGCAUACAUUUACCGAUAUUUUGGUGGCUACACAGACAUAAGGCAUAGCAGACACACAACCAUAGCGACAACGCAACGCAACGACGACGACGACAAGAACGAGCGACGACGACGACGACGGCGACGACGUGAAGCGCAGUGAAGAAGAAAAAAAAAAACAAGCGAAAUCGAAAGCAAAAUUUGUCGAGUCGCGUCAAAAAUUUUGAAAAUCUUGUGUGCUAAGCUGAAAGAAUUCGAAACAAAAGUAGUUCGAAACUCCAAAAUAGAAUAGCGCAAAACACACACAGAACGCAGAAGAAGAAGCAGUAACAGCAGCGCAGCAUCGUUGCAAAUUACAGCUAAGAGGACGACAGGAAUCGGCAGUGACGUAUACAACUAAUACCACUAUCAGCAGCAGCGGCAGCAGCAGCAGCACAACAACCACAUCAAAAUGAAUAAAGCACCUCAAUUUGAAGUUCCGCUGACCAUUGAGCCAGAGCAUGAGUUGCGCUUUAUUGGUCCAUUCAAUAGACCCGUGGUGACAAUCAUGACCCUGAAAAACAACUCGGCCAUGACGCUGGUCUUUAAGAUCAAGACUACGGCACCGAAGCGCUAUUGCGUACGUCCAAACAUUGGCAAGAUUGCGCCUUAUCGUUCGACGCAGGUGGAAAUUUGCCUGCAGCCCUUCAUGUACGAUCAGCAGGAAAAGAACAAGCACAAGUUUAUGGUGCAGAGUGUCCUAGCACCGCAGGAUGCCGAUUUGACUGAUCUAAAUAAGUUGUGGCGGGAACUGGAGCCCGAUCAGCUAAUGGACGCCAAGCUAAAGUGCGUAUUUGAAAUGCCGCCCGCCGAGGCGAACGCCGAGAACAGCAGCGCCGGCGGCGGUAAUGCCAGCGCCGGCGGCAGCUCGGGCACCAAUCCGCCCACCUCACUCAGCACAGGCGAGACGCUUAAAAGCGAUGCGCCGGCAAUGUCCGCCGUGGUCCAGGUGCGUUUCCCAUUAGAUAUAUUCCCAUAUUUUCCAACUAUAUAUUGUAAAUUGCAGUCGUCGAAUCUGUCCGAUGCUGCAGAGCAUGCCGAAGCCAUGGCGGCCGAUCUUAGGGAGUUACGCGACCUCAACAGCGAACUGCGAAGAGAGAAUCUACAUUUGAGGGAUCAAAUUACACGCUAUCGGAGCUCUCCGGCUACCAAGCAGAUCAACGAGCCGUACGCUCCGGUUCUGGCUGAAAAACAGAUUCCGAUAUUUUAUAUAGCAAUUGCAAUUGCUGCGGCCAUUUUGGGUCUGUUGCUGGGCAAGUUUUUGCUCUGAAUGCCAUAAAUACAACAACAGCAACAUCAACAUCAGCAACAACAACAACAACAACAAAUAGCAACAACAACGAACACAGCAACAGCAACAACAACAACAACAACUAAAGCAGCAGCCACAAAAUCCAUUUGCUGUGUGGCUAAUUCACUAAAAGUUUAACAAUUGUUUAAAUAUUUGCUCACUUGAAAUUAAUAAUCAUUUCUGUUAUACUAAACUACAACAACAACAAGAACAUUGUCAAAAUAUUAAUUCAAUUGAGCAAAAUUUAUAAUUUGUUUAGGCCAUCGCAACUGUCAAAAUUAUGUACACACCCUCACACAUAAACGAAACACUCACACACACACAUAUAUAUAUAUAUACACACACGUAAAGGACACAUGUUUAGAUAAUGUAAUUGUUAAAGUAAAAACAAAAAUAACCGUAAGCAAAACUGCAACUUGCAUCCAAAAAGUAAUCGGCAAUAGCAAAA